Schistocerca serialis cubense is the source of this 1169-nucleotide messenger RNA. It is a transcript of the gene MKP-4, whose product is annotated as dual specificity protein phosphatase MPK-4. Bases 112 to 1110 code for a protein of 332 amino acids. NCBI's taxonomy places the organism in Eukaryota, Metazoa, Arthropoda, Insecta, Orthoptera, Acrididae. Gene Ontology annotation, molecular function: protein tyrosine/serine/threonine phosphatase activity. Gene Ontology annotation, cellular component: nucleus. The transcript has 9 exons. Gene Ontology annotation, biological process: protein dephosphorylation. The record is from RefSeq and is a predicted model, not a curated record.
GUGUUUUUCAAACUGUUGCUUGUUGUGUCCUUGUAGUGAAACUAAAUAGGUCCUCAGAAAUUUCACCCAGAACUUUGUUGUUGACCACUAAGUUUAGAAGAUAAUCAUCGAAUGGAUUGCACGAAAGGCUUGAAACUGAAAGAAGUAAGCGUUUUGUUGCGAGACGAUUUUAACGCAGGACCAACUACACUUAAUGAAAUAGAGCCGAAAUUAUGGAUUGGAAACCUUACAGCAGCAACUGAUUUAGAAGCUCUGGAAAAAUAUAAAAUAAAUCACAUACUGACUGUUGAUUCUUGUCCUCUUCCCAAGAACAUUGUCAUGGGUCCAGGAAUCAAAACAAAAUUUAUUCAAGUUACAGACAACCCCCGUGAAGAUCUUUUGAGUUAUUUUGAGGAUACAUUUGAAUUUAUCAAGGCUGGACAAGAGGAUGGUGCAGUACUUGUUCAUUGCUACUUUGGAAUGUCUCGGAGCCCAGCAGUUGUGAUCGCUUAUAUGAUGAAGAAGUACUGCCUCUCCUAUGAUGAUGCAUUUGAAAUAGUGAAAAGUAAGAGAAAUGUAACAAUGCCGAAUCAAGGAUUUCAGCUUCAGCUGCAACUUUAUCAUGUUAUGGGGUGGAAAAUUGAUAAAAAGAACCUACAGUUUCGUCUUUUCAGACUACAGAUAGCAGCAGAAAAUGUAAAGAAAGUCAAGAUAUUGCCAAAAAGCUGUGCAGAUGUUGUGAAGCCAGAUCCGGGUUUAAUCACCGUUAGACCUGAGCCUCUGGUCUAUUGUUGCCGUAAGUGUAGGAGAAUUGUGGCAAGUGCAUCAAACUUGUUGCCACAUAUUGCAAAGGAGAAACCAUUGUGGACUGAUAAUAAAUGGAGCUUGCCAAAUGAGCUUGAUGUCUGCACAUUAACUUACUUUGUGGAGCCAUUAGCCUGGAUGAAAGUAGUCACCAACUCCCAGCAAGGGAAGCUUUACUGCCCAAAGUGUAAUGCAAAGCUGGGUUCCUUCAGCUGGACAAUGGGUUGCCAAUGUCCCUGUGGGUCCAAAAUUUCGCCAGCAUUUUACUUUGUACCAUCUAAGGUAGAAUGGAGUAAUAUUGUACAAAAUGUUCAGGUAACAGUGUGAAUGAAGACUGAAAACUAAUCUUGAAAUCUUUUCAGUGAUAUUCAGUACAAAAGUAUACA